AUGGAUCCACUAAACCUCUCCUGGUACAAUGGUGACAUCGGCAACAGGAACUGGAGCAAGCCACUCAACGAGUCCGAUGCAGACCAGAAGCCUCAGUACAACUACUAUGCCAUGUUGCUCACCCUCCUCAUCUUUGUUAUAGUUUUUGGCAAUGUGCUGGUGUGUAUGGCUGUGUCCAGGGAAAAAGCCCUUCAGACUACCACUAAUUACCUGAUCGUCAGUCUGGCAGUGGCAGAUCUCUUGCUAGCAACUCUGGUCAUGCCUUGGGUGGUCUAUCUGGAGGUUGUUGGUGAGUGGAGGUUCAGUCGGAUUCACUGUGAUAUCUUCGUAACCCUUGAUGUUAUGAUGUGUACUGCCAGUAUCCUCAAUCUCUGUGCCAUCAGCAUUGACAGGUACACAGCAGUAGCAAUGCCAAUGCUGUACAAUACCCGCUACAGCUCAAAGCGCAGGGUCACCAUCAUGAUUGCUGUGGUCUGGGUGCUUUCAUUUGCCAUCUCCUGCCCACUCCUGUUUGGCCUCAAUAACACAGAUGAGAAUGAGUGUAUCAUUGCCAAUCCUGCCUUUGUUGUGUAUUCCUCUAUCGUCUCCUUCUAUGUUCCCUUCAUUGUCACCCUGCUGGUGUACGUACAGAUUUACAUAGUGCUCCGGAAGCGCAGGAAGCGCGUCAACACCAAGCGCAGCACCCACGCCCUGGAUUCUGACACACAGGCCCCGCUGAAGGACAAAUGCACUCAUCCAGAAGAUGUGAAGCUCUGCACAGUUAUUGUGAAGUCCAAUGGGAGUUUCCAAGUUAAUAAACGCAAAGUGAUUCUUGUCCAGGAGGCAGAGAGUCACAUAGAGGAGAUGGAAAUGGAGAUGGUGUCCAGUACCAGUCCUCCUGAGAAGACCACUUUCAAACCAGGUGCACGAAGCAACCAUCAGCUGAUUGUGCCAGUUGCUUCCAAUCAGUGCACCAAUUCAACCCUUCAGGCAACCUUGGACAGCCCUGUGAAAGUCGAGAAGAAUGGACAUGCCAAAGAAACCCUCCAAACAGCCAAGGUCUUUGAGAUCCAGUCUAUGCCCAAUGGAAAGACAAGGACCUCUCUCAAGACUGUGAGCAGGAGGAAACUGUCACAACAGAAGGAAAAGAAAGCCACUCAGAUGCUAGCCAUUGUACUUGGUGUUUUCAUCAUCUGCUGGCUCCCAUUCUUCAUCACUCACAUCCUGAACAUGCACUGCGAUUGCAACAUCCCCCCAGCAAUGUAUAGCGCCUUUACGUGGCUUGGAUAUGUCAAUAGUGCUGUCAACCCAAUUAUUUACACUACCUUCAACAUUGAAUUUCGUAAGGCUUUCAUGAAGAUCCUCCACUGCUAA
Molecule: messenger RNA, 1353 nt
Organism: Dromaius novaehollandiae (emu)
Lineage: Eukaryota; Metazoa; Chordata; Aves; Casuariiformes; Dromaiidae
Gene: DRD2
Product: dopamine receptor D2
Exons: 7
Coding region: 1-1353 (450 amino acids)
Biological process (GO): adenylate cyclase-activating adrenergic receptor signaling pathway; negative regulation of cytosolic calcium ion concentration; negative regulation of voltage-gated calcium channel activity
Cellular component (GO): presynaptic membrane; glutamatergic synapse; plasma membrane
Molecular function (GO): G protein-coupled receptor activity; dopamine neurotransmitter receptor activity, coupled via Gi/Go
Source: RefSeq, a predicted model, not a curated record